GUCCAAAUGGCUGUUCCUCAUAGUGCCACAUGCCAUGUGAAGGGCAGAAUUCAUAGCAUGAGACAGUUUCCUCAAGUUACAGAUAAAGAAUGGCUUAUUCUAGUUCAACACGGGACUUUGUCGCACUUUCAGAUCUGCAUCCAAGUCUUGCUCGUCCUAAUGUAAUCGGUGUGGUUAUUGGGAAAACAGAUGUCAGAGGCUUUCCAGACAGAAAAAACAUUGGGUCCGAAAGAUACACUUUCAGUUUUACUAUUCGUGAUUCACCAACUUACUUUAUAAACGUAAAUUCUUGGGGCAAAGAAGAGUACAUUAGAUCCCUUUCAGAAAGCUUCAGAGUUGGUGACUGUGUUACAAUUGAAAAUCCUUUAAUUCAGUCAAAGGAAGCAGAAAGGGAAGAAAAAUUCAACCCUGUAACUCCCAGUUGCUACAAACUAAUCCUCAGUGAAAACCAUUCAGUAGUCAGAACGUUUUCCUGUUAUGAAAUGGAUGCCAAACUGCUUUCUCUGCUGCAUCUGCCUGUCAAGGACCCUCAGGAUUAUUAUUCACUGGGUGAUAUCACUGCGAAUGGACAAAGCCUUGAUGGAAGGAUCCUUAAUCUGCUUGCAGCUGUCAUGUCAGUUGGGGAACCAAAGUAUUUCAUGACUUCAGACAAAAGGAAAGGUCAGAGGUGUGAAGUAAAGCUGUAUGAUGAAACAGAGAUGUCUUUUCCAAUAGUCUGCUGGGAUAAUGAAUCCAUCCAGCUUGCACAGAGUUGGGUCCCACGAGAAACAGUGAUAUUUGCAUCAGAUGUGAGAAUAAAUUUUGACAAAUUUAGGAACUGUAUGACUGCGACUGUGAUAUCAAAAACCAUCAUUACAACUAACCCAGAAACAGCAGAAGCAAAUGUUCUCUUCAGCUUCAUAAAAGAGAGUGCACAAUCAGGAGGCUUGUGUGACAAAAUGAUGCAGCAGUCAAAAGACUCCGUUAACUUGGAGACUAUAGUUGAUGUUUAUACUGUGGAACAGCUGAAGAAAAAAGCUUUACAGAGUGAUGUGAAACUUGAACCUAUCUAUGGAGUUAUUUAUGGCUACAUUUCUACUCUGGACAUUGACGAUAAUGCAUCUAAAGUUGUGCGCAACAGAUGUUCAACAUGUCGUUUCAUAGUGAACGAAAUGUCAAACACAUGCACUUUCUGCAGUGAUAUCUCUUCAGAUUUAAAGUCAACUUUUGCAAGCUUUGAGAUACUCGUUGAUGUGUCAGAUCACACAGGCACUCUUUAUUCUUGUUACCUGUCUGACUGUGUGGCUGAGGAAGCAUUAGGAUGCACGGUCCAGGAAUUCCUCGCUCUAGCAGAGGACAAGAAGACUGCAUUGAAAUGGCAACUUCUUCUGGAACGAAGCAAGGUUUAUUUUAAAGUUACUCUGUCACCCAGCUGGAGAACUGGAAUGAAAGUAAAUGUUCUUUCAUGCAAACUGGCAGACUCUGUAGAGGCGAGUCAGAGCUUGCUGGGGAAAGAGACUGGAAAUAAGAGAUUAUGCUAUUAAUAACAGCCAGCAAAAGACUUCCAUCACUGUAUUAUUAGAGGCAGAAUGCUUUCUAAGUAGAAGGAACACACAUUACUAACACCUGUAAGUGGGCUUCUGUGUUCAUCCUUUUGAGGUGAUUGUACUUUAAAAAGUGUACUAGGGCCUCAGCUAAAGCAAAGUUACUUCCACUGAAUUCAACCCCUUGCAAGGGGAGUGGAAACUUUCCUCAUUGUUAGAGUAUCUUUGAAAAAUCAAAAAUAACAAGUAGUAUGAGACAGAUGCAUUGGAUUUUGUGGUUUUUAACUGCCUCGCUACUUACAUGCUACUUCUGUGUCAGUUCAACAAAUAAAGACCCACUUUCAAAUACUGCCUGGGAUUGUGGUGCAUGUCAGUAAGUCCAAACUGGCAACUGCAGAGGCUUGGAACUAGCCCUGAUGUUUCAAGGCUGCUUUUCUUUAGGACAGACUGAGUCUGAUUAGAACAAUCAGUUACCAGGGGCCUCCAACAACGGAUCAACUCAGACUAUAAGCAGCAGAGAAGAAAGGACUCUCUUCACCAAGAUAUCUGUUCUUAGCUGAACAUGAAGAACCAGCUUUCCCUGCAGCUGGUGUAUUUGCUACAUUCACCAGUCUUCACCUUCUGCGCAUAUCAGGAGUUGGCCUAUUUCAAAUAGUGGGAAGAUACCUCGGCCCUUCUCUUCCAAAGCAUGUUAGGCUGGAAUACCUGGAGGAGCUCAGACCACCCCUGGUGCACUACUACCCAUUAAAGCAAUAUGGCACAGAGAAAACUACUCCAGCAACAGUAAAUUUGACAA
Strigops habroptila (Kakapo) is the source of this 2319-nucleotide messenger RNA. It is a transcript of the gene MEIOB, whose product is annotated as meiosis specific with OB-fold. The transcript has 15 exons. The record is from RefSeq and is a predicted model, not a curated record. The coding region runs from base 90 to 1523 and encodes 477 amino acids. Gene Ontology annotation, molecular function: single-stranded DNA 3'-5' DNA exonuclease activity; single-stranded DNA binding. Gene Ontology annotation, biological process: resolution of meiotic recombination intermediates. Lineage: Eukaryota; Metazoa; Chordata; Aves; Psittaciformes; Psittacidae.